Chinchilla lanigera (long-tailed chinchilla) is the source of this 966-nucleotide messenger RNA. Its product is annotated as olfactory receptor 12-like. Bases 1 to 966 code for a protein of 321 amino acids. Gene Ontology annotation, cellular component: membrane. The record is from RefSeq and is a predicted model, not a curated record. NCBI's taxonomy places the organism in Eukaryota, Metazoa, Chordata, Mammalia, Rodentia, Chinchillidae. Gene Ontology annotation, biological process: G protein-coupled receptor signaling pathway; sensory perception of smell. Gene Ontology annotation, molecular function: olfactory receptor activity; odorant binding; G protein-coupled receptor activity. The transcript has a single exon.
AUGGCGACUAACAGACAUGGGAACCUUUCUGUGGUGCUCUGGCAGGAGUUUGUGCUGGUGGGAUUCAGGGGAGGUAUGGAGACACAGGCCCUGCUCUUUGCUGUGUUCUUGGUCCUGUACAUUGUGACUGUCCUGGGCAACCUCACCAUGAUUAUAGUCAUCACCCUGGAUGCCCGCCUGCACUCCCCCAUGUACUUCUUCCUCAAGAACCUGUCCUUCCUGGACCUCUGUUAUUCAUCUGUCAUUGCCCCCAAUGUGCUGGCCAACUUCUUCUCCUCCACCAAAGUCAUCAGUUUUGGAGGCUGUGCAACCCAGUUCUUCUUCUUCUCUUUACUGGUUACCACUGAGGGCUUCCUACUGGCUGUGAUGGCCUAUGACCGUUUCGUGGCCAUUUGCAGCCCCCUACAGUACCCUGUGACCAUGUGCCCUGGCAAAUGUAUCUGCCUAGUGCUUGGAACCUACUGCGGAGGCUGCCUCAACUCCAUCGUGCAGACCAGCCUCACGUUCCAGCUCCCCUUCUGCAGCUCCAACCGCAUCAACCACUUCUUCUGUGAUGUGCCGCCCCUGCUGCAGCUAGCCUGUGCCGAUACAGCCCUCAAUGAGCUGGUCAUGUUCGGCAUCUGUGGGCUUAUUAUCGUGGGCACCACUCUUGUGGUCCUUAUUUCCUACAGCUACAUCACAGUGACCAUCCUCAGGAUGCGCUCGGGGUCAGGGAGGCAAAAGAUCUUCUCCACCUGUGGCUCUCACAUGACAGCCGUGUCCCUGUUUUAUGGGACGGUGUUUGUCAUGUAUGCACAACCAGGAGCUGUGGAGUCCAUGGAGCAGGGCAAGGUGGUCUCCAUCUUCUACACCCAGGUUAUCCCGAUGCUCAACCCCCUCAUCUACAGUCUGCGGAACAAGGACGUGAAGGACGCCCUGCAGAGGCUGGGGCAGAGACAGGCAGCUCUAUGGAGGUGUGGUGAGUGA